Molecule: messenger RNA, 802 nt
Organism: Cydia amplana
Lineage: Eukaryota; Metazoa; Arthropoda; Insecta; Lepidoptera; Tortricidae
Product: trypsin, alkaline C-like
Exons: 4
Coding region: 1-801 (266 amino acids)
Biological process (GO): proteolysis
Molecular function (GO): serine-type endopeptidase activity
Source: RefSeq, a predicted model, not a curated record
AUGGCGUCGCGUGUAAUUUUGUCCCUGGCGCUCUUCGUGGCUGCCGCAGCGGCGUCACCUGACCGCAUCGUGGGCGGCAAUCCCACCACGAUCCAGGACUACCCCUGGAUAGUGCAGUCGGAGACCUUGGGCAUCAUCACUGGCGUCUGGAGCCAGAGCUGCGGCGCCAACGUCCUCACCACCAGAUACGUGCUAACCGCUGCUCAUUGUUAUGAUGGACUGCUCUACUCUCCAAGGCUCCGCCGCAUCCGCGCCGGCAGCACCUACAGAAACACCGGUGGCGUCAUCAGCUACGUCGAGACGGCCAUCAACCACCCCACGUACCGCCAUUUAUUCGGGUACGAUGGCGACAUCAGUGUGGUGCGGGUGAUCGAGUCGCUAGUGUACACGCCUGUCGUCCAGGCGACCACCAUAGCGUCCCCUGAAACAGUGCUGCCUGCCAACGUGCCCGUUAUCCAUGCCGGCUGGGGCACCACUGCGCAACAAGGUUCUGCGUCCAGCGUUCUCCAAGACGUCACUAUAUACACCAUCAACACUGAACUAUGCGCCGAGCGGUACCUCACUCUGAAUCCACCUCAAGUAGUUACUGAGAACAUGAUCUGCGCUGGUCUCUUGGACGUGGGAGGUCGCGACGCCUGCCAGGGUGAUUCUGGCGGCCCGCUGUACUACAAGGACGCGACUGGAUUGAACAUCUUGGUGGGAAUCGUGUCGUGGGGCCAUGGCUGCGCCAAUGAGACGUACCCAGGUGUUAGCACCAACGUCGCAAAGUACACUAACUGGAUCGUCGAAACCGCUGUUUAAC